GUGAGGGAGGAUUUGGGUGUUGUUUUUUUCUGUAUAUAAGUGAUAUAGGUUCUUGUAGCAUUAGAUCUGUUUCCUUGGUGACUAUUUGAAGCUGUUUAUAAAGCAUAUCUCAGGUUUUCAACAACUCUGGUCUGAGAAGUGUAGUGUCUCAUCUCUACUGAUGACUAUCCAACAGCUAAAGCACCUUGUGCACUUCAAUUUAAAAUGAAAGAUGAAAUUGCUGCCACAGUCUUUUUCAUCACAAGGCUAGUGAAAAGGGAAGACAAGCUGAGCAAGCAUAAAAUGGAGAAAUUUGCAGCUAAGCUGACGACAAUACUGUUUGAAAAGUAUAAGAAUCACUGGUACUUGGACAAUCCAUCCAGAGGACAAGCCUUCAGGUGUAUAAGGAUAAACAGACAUCAGACAAGAGAUCCACUGCUAGAGCAAGCUUGUGUGGAGAGUAAUGUGGACUUUAAUAAGCUUGGUUUGCCAAAAGAGAUGACAUUAUGGGUUGAUCCAUUUGAGGUGUGUUGCAGAUAUGGUGAGAAGAACCGGCCCUUCACAAUUGCACAUUUUGAAGGAGAGGAGAACCCAGAGCUUCCUCAGCAGAUCAGCUAUGCUGUUGACAGAGCAGCACUAGACUAUCAUUCUGGCAUUUCUUCAGAUGAGGAGAGCUUCAACAAGGAGCCAAAAGCUAUCCCUACUGUCAGCAAUCCUAACAGUGUCUACCAGUUCAAUGACUACUGCAAGGCACCCAUACAGCCCUGGUCUCAGUAUCUUCAUAGGAAGACCUAUAUGACUGAUGGCUCAUACUAUGUCCAGCACAGGGGUUACAAAGUCUACAGGCCAACAGCUGCUUUCACAGGACCGCGAGUUGAUAGAUACCACUGGAUCAAUACCAAGCGGUAGAUCUGUGGCUGCACCUGUUAUAGGCUGUUGAAACACUGAGCUAUGGUAUGGGAUGAAGGCUGGCACUACAAAGUUUCACAAAACCAGAAAGCUCUUACUGUCUAAUCCCUAUCUCUUACUUUGUACAUCUGAAACUUCAGGGUUUUAUUAUAUAACCUUUUAAAUGUUUUAUUAAUGUUAAUACAAGAUUACAAAAUUAAUGUGAGACUCUACUUGUAAGUUAAAAAGGAAAUGCAUAUAUCAAUAAAUCUACUCAUGUUUUUUUUAAAA
Molecule: messenger RNA, 1158 nt
Organism: Gymnogyps californianus (California condor)
Lineage: Eukaryota; Metazoa; Chordata; Aves; Accipitriformes; Cathartidae
Gene: BTG4
Product: BTG anti-proliferation factor 4
Exons: 5
Coding region: 205-888 (227 amino acids)
Biological process (GO): negative regulation of cell population proliferation; negative regulation of mitotic cell cycle
Cellular component (GO): nucleus; cytoplasm
Source: RefSeq, a predicted model, not a curated record